CACACGAAGUUUGUGCACUUUCCUGAAUUCUUUCCUCUCAAUUUCCUUGAUUCAUUACAGGGAGCGAAAAUGAUCCCAUGGCUGAAUUUAGUGUCCUUGUUAGUGAUCAUUCAAGGAGUCCAGUCUCAAGUACAGUUGGUGGAGUCCGGAGGGGAUGUGAGAAGACCUGGGGAGUCCCUCCGUCUCUCCUGCCAAGCCUCUGGAUUCACCUUCGGUGGCUACUGGAUGCACUGGGUGAGACAAGCUCCAGGGAAAGGCCUGGAAUGGGUGACAGCCAUAGAUACAGGAUCAUCUCCUUCCACUUACUACUCUGACAAAGUGAAGGGGCGCUUCACCAUCUCCAGGGACAAUGCCAAAAGCCAGCUGUAUCUGCAAAUGAACAGUCUCAAACCAGAGGACACAGCUGUCUAUUACUGUGCCAGAGACACAGUGAGAGGAAGUGAAUCUGAUGCCAAUCUCAAUUUCCUUGAUUCAUUACAGGGAGCAAAAAUGAUCCCAUGGCUGAAUUUGGCAUCCUUGUUGGUGCUCCUUCAAGGAGUCCAGUCUCAAGUACAGCUGGUGGAGUCUGGAGGGGAUGUGAGAAGACCUGAGGAGUCCCUCCGUCUCUCCUGCCAAGCCUCUGGAUUCACCUUCAGCAGCUAUAACAUGGGCUGGGUGAGACAGGCUCCAGGGAAAGGCCUGGAAUGGCUCGCCUACAUAGGUAGAGGCUCAUCUCCUUCCACUUACUACCCAGACAAAGUCAAGGGACGCUUCACCAUCUCCAGGGACGAUGCCAAAAGCCAGCUGUAUCUGCAAAUGAACAGCCUCAAACUGGAGGACACAGCUGUCUAUUACUGUGCCAGAGACACAGUGAGAGGAAGUGAAUCUGAUGCCAAGCAAAAACCUCCUCUUCCUCUGAGUAGUUUUCCAAAUUGA
Pantherophis guttatus is the source of this 915-nucleotide messenger RNA. NCBI's taxonomy places the organism in Eukaryota, Metazoa, Chordata, Lepidosauria, Squamata, Colubridae. The record is from RefSeq and is a predicted model, not a curated record.